AUGUACGUGCACACAGAGAUGGCCAGGGAUACGCCAGGCUCACCGAUGUCCAGAUCGAGAGACUUGGUCGGCGGAGUUGGCGGUGCUGCUGCGACCACCUUGACAUCGGCUGGCUAUCACGCCACCUCCGGCGAUCCAGCUGCCCUCCAUGGCCACGUGCUGCAACAAAAGAUACUCGAGCUACAGCAGCAGCAUCAACUUCAACAGCAAAUUCUGCGGCAACAGUACCAGGCGCAGGAGCGACAGUUGGCCGAGUUACACGAGCAACAGAUGCAUCAGCUGAAACUCUGGGAGCAGCAAAAACAGCUGGAGGAACAGAGGAGAGAAAAAGAGAGACUCGAAGCACUGAGGAAGAAGGACAAACACGACCACAGCGCGAUCGCUUCGACGGAGGUGAAGCAACGACUUCAGGUUGCAGCCGCAAUCGGCGGAUUCGACCGGCGCUGUGAACGCCUCGCAUCCCUACCGGAUGCCGCAGAUGCUGCAGGAAAAGUUCGCCGAUGAUUUCCCGCUUCGGAAGACAGGUACCCUCGGAGCCGAACCUGCUGAAGGUGCGACUAAAGCAACGCGUGGAGAGGAACAUGGCCGCGUCGAGAAAUUCACCGCUGAUGGCACGCCGGAAGGAUCGUCUGCUGUCGCACCUCAAGCGGAAAUCACUGCUAGCAAUCUCGCGAGUACGCGAGACCAGUUGCUCGUGGCCAGGCAUCUCUGUCGCCCACGUAGAUAUCGCCGCUCGCUGAUCGAACGCUUUCCAGAUUCUAGCAGCAAUCCGGAGUCUGGGCCUAAUUCACCACCGACCGUGAACAACUCUCAAGCGAGCCCCACCGCCGGUGGAAACGCAGCGGCAGCCAUCCAAGAAGAGACGGAAAACACCGGGUACGGCGGUCCGUUGACCAGCAGCAGUCAGCAAGGUAGCCUCUCGGAUCUGUCGCUGUUCAGUUCACCGUCCAUGCCCAACAUCUCGCUGGGACGACCUCACGUUCCAUCCGGUUCCAGCACGGUGAGUAACCCAGAGAUUCCCAGAGAGAGAGAGAGAGAGAGGAGUGAUCUCGACUGUGCUCGGCAGACCGGCACGAAAUUGGCCACCGUCUCGGAAGCGGAGGUGCGCGCGGCGUUCACCGCGCGGCUAGGGAUGCCCCUCACCGGUCAAAUGUUGCCCGGCACUUUGCCCUUCUAUCCAUCGUUGACGGUGAUCGAAGGAGGAGGAGGAGGAGGAGGAGGAGGAGGUGGAGGAGGAGACGUCGCGACGCCGGGCUACGUUCACAAGCAGAUGCAAAACCUGGAGCAUCCGUCGAUAACGAACCGGCAACACCCGUCCGCGGUUUAUCACGGUACUGCGACUGCAGCGGCCGCCGCCGCUCCUAUCACGGACACGCAAGUAGCGCACGCCAGGCUGCAAAAGGCUGGUCACCGGCCUUUAGGUAGCAGAACUCAAUCCGCCCCGUUGCCGUUGGGUCAUCCGAUGCUGCAGGGCGGCAUCAUCGCGCCGCAAACCCACUACGAGGAGUAUCUGACGGAGAAGCAACUGCACGAUCAACAGCAGCAACAGCAACAGCAGCAGCAACAACAGGCGCACAACUAUCUGAAACAGCAGAUUAGACAAACGGUGUUGACGCGGGUCGGAUCCCGGGGCCAGACGAACCAGCUGGACGAAGCUCCGGAAACGGACGAGUCCGCCGAGGUGAUCGACCUCACCGGAGGGAAGAAGGAAUCGUUGUCGGAAGAGAGCGAGAUCUCGAAGCAGCAGAGGGAUCGCGAACAAUUUCUUCAACAGCAGAGGGAUCUGAUGAUGAGACACACGUUGCAGAUGUCGAACGAAUCGUCGACGGCCUACGGUAGCAGCGGCGGCGGUGGUGGUGGUGGCGGUGGUAGUGGUGGUGGUGGUAGUGUUGGUGGUGGUGGUGGUGGUAGUGGUGGCGGUGGUGGCGGUGGCGGCGGUGGCGGUGGCACCGUCGUCAGCGUCACCGGUAGGAGCGGUCAAGUCAGCGCCAGACCCCUCUCCAGAGCGUUGUCCAGCCCGUUGGUUCACUUGGGUGUCCAGGGAAGCCAAACCACCGCCGGCGAUUUGUUUGCGCGCGCUUCCUCCCAUCGGUCCGCUGCCGCCGCCACCACCACCGGUUUGGCGUACGAUCCACUGAUGCUGAAGCACGCCUGCGUCUGCGGCGAAACGGUGCGAGGCCACCCGGAGCACGGAGGCAGGUUGCAGAGCGUCUGGGCGCGGCUCUCGGAGACCGGGCUGCUGCAGCGCUGCGAUCGAAUACGCUCGCGCAAGGCCACCCUCGAGGAGAUUCAAACGUGUCACAGCGAGGCUCAUACCCUUCUCUUUGGUGAGUUUUGUGUCGUCCUGCCGAUCAAGAGCUUCGUGCGGCUGCCGUGCGGCGGAGUGGGCGUCGAUUCGGAUACCACGUGGAACGAACUGAAUACCGCGCCAGCCGCCCGAAUGGCUGUCGGCUGCGUCGUCGAUCUGGCCUUUAAAACCGCCAUCGGUGACAUCAAGAACGGUUUCGCCGUGGUACGGCCGCCGGGACACCACGCCGAGACGAAUCAAGCCAUGGGUUUCUGCUUCUUCAACUCGGUCGCGAUCGCCGCGCGAUUGCUUCAGCAGAAGCUCGACGUGCGGAAAAUCUUGGUCCUCGACUGGGACGUGCAUCAUGGAAACGGGACGCAACAAAUGUUCUACGACGAUCCGCGAGUGCUGUACCUGUCGAUACACAGGCACGACGAGGGCAACUUCUUUCCAGGGACGGGCGGGCCGACCGAGUGCGGGGCCGGCGAGGGUCUCGGUUACAACGUGAACAUCGCCUGGUCCGGCGGCCUGAAUCCACCGAUGGGAGACGCGGAAUACCUGGCGGCGUUCCGCACGAUCGUCAUGCCGAUCGCCAAAGCCUUCGACCCGAGCAUCGUUCUCGUCUCCGCGGGAUUCGACGCGGCCGUUGGACACCCGGCGCCACUCGGCGGCUACAAAGUCAGCCCCGCCUGCUUCGGCAAAAUGACGCAGCAGCUGCUCGGCCUGGCCAACGGCAAGAUCGUACUCGCCCUCGAAGGUGGCUACGACUUGGCCGCCAUCUGCGAUUCCGCCCAAGAGUGCGUUCGAGCUUUGCUCGGCGACGAACCAACUCAACUUCGCCAAGAGGAAUUGACCAGGAUACCUUGCCAGAACGCGGUCGACACGCUGCAAAAGACCAUCGCCGUGCAG
Molecule: messenger RNA, 3196 nt
Organism: Heterotrigona itama
Lineage: Eukaryota; Metazoa; Arthropoda; Insecta; Hymenoptera; Apidae
Source: the annotation of a GenBank genome assembly